AUGUCUUUUAGAGAGCUUCGUUCCUUUGCAGAGACGAUGCGGUUGUUGGGCUACCCCAACCUAAUCAGUAUGGAGUCAUUCCGAAAUCCCAAUGUGGAGUUGGUGGCGGAUUGUCUCUUUUGGCUCAUUAAACGCUACGAGCCAUCCGCGGAAAUUGUGUACGAAAUAGAACGUGAAGCCGAUCGAGUGUUUUUCUUCAAACAAGUAUGCGAGGUGGCUUUGGCCAAGGGGAGGGUGAAGUUGAACAUAAAGAAAUUAUACCAAUCUGACGGGAACGCUGUGCAGGAAAUGCUUAUCUUAGCGAAUGUACUGAAGAAGGCUAUGAAUACGACCGGGCUGGAGGAAAUUGAUCAUGCUACGUUGCAGCAGGUGAUUGCGCAGAGGAAUGUGCAGGAUGCCAAACGUGUGCAGCAACUUUGCAGUGAUUUGACGAACGAUGGAAGUUCGCUCUUUUUUCUCAUCGAAGAGGAAACAGGUCAGAGGGGGGAACGACAACGCGUUCUAUCGCGAGCUACAGAGGUAGGUGAAUUUGAGCGCCGGCUCCGUGAAGUACUGAAGGAUGUGACCACACAAGUGGAGCAACUGCAGGCAUCUAUUGCGAACCUCAGUGCAGACGAGACAACGCUCGAGCAGAAGAUUGAGAGCAAAAAAACCCAGUUGGAGCGAACGCAGAAGCGCCUAAAGUCCCUGAACGCUGUUCGCCCCGCUUUCAUGGAAGAGUAUGAAAAACAUGAGGGCGAUAUGCACUCGCAGUUUGUCAUAUACCUUGAGCAGUACCGUAACUUGGAGUACCUCGAACACGAACUCGCGAAAUUCAAUGCUGCGGAGGAUGCCUUACUGGAGGAACAUGAAACAAAGCUGCGGGUGAUGCGUGAACGGCUGCGCAGGGAGGAAUUAAACGCCCUUCGAGGGGAAGCGGGCCGCAAACGUGGUAGUCGCUCUGAAAACGACGGGGCGCCAAAGAUUGGUGGACAAGGUAAUGGUCCUGAAGGUAAUGGAAGUUCUGCUGGCCCCCGCGUUCCUAAAGCGAGUGGAAACAUGCGCGAUGCUGCUUUAGAAGGCAGCAGUGGAAGUGACUCGAGCGGUGAUUCGCAAGAAGAGGAACAUAUACGCCCACAAGGAGCUUUGGGCCGACCGCGUCCCACAGCAGGACCUUCCACCAACCCACCACCGCGUGCCGGCCCAGAUGGCUACGAUGACUCCAAUGCGGGUGGGAGGUCGGUGCGGCCGGGAUUAUCAGUUCGAGGAAGUUCUCCACCAGACCGCAAUAUGCGUGGACCGCCACCUGGUGGUGCUGGUGGAGGCGGUAUGAGUGAUGUUGACAGUGACUCUUCUGAUGAUGACGAUGAUGAUGAUGACGACUCUGACAUCGAUACUUCAGAGAUUAGCAUCGGUAGUGACGAUUCAGGUUCGGAAAGCAGCAGCGACCUCUAG
Molecule: messenger RNA, 1434 nt
Organism: Trypanosoma brucei brucei TREU927
Lineage: Eukaryota; Euglenozoa; Kinetoplastea; Trypanosomatida; Trypanosomatidae
Exons: 1
Coding region: 1-1434 (477 amino acids)
Biological process (GO): cilium assembly
Cellular component (GO): intraciliary transport particle B; cilium; centrosome
Source: RefSeq, a predicted model, not a curated record